Molecule: messenger RNA, 333 nt
Organism: Notolabrus celidotus (New Zealand spotty)
Lineage: Eukaryota; Metazoa; Chordata; Actinopteri; Labriformes; Labridae
Gene: gng5
Product: guanine nucleotide binding protein (G protein), gamma 5
Exons: 3
Coding region: 87-293 (68 amino acids)
Biological process (GO): G protein-coupled receptor signaling pathway
Cellular component (GO): heterotrimeric G-protein complex
Molecular function (GO): G-protein beta-subunit binding
Source: RefSeq, a predicted model, not a curated record
UCUUUACUUUUGUCUCCGCAGCCUCCAGACCCAGCCCUCAAACCCACCCACCGCCCAGCGUCUCUUUUCCACGAAACACAGCAAGAAUGUCGGGUUCCUCUAAUCUCGUAGCCAUGAAAAAAGUCGUACAGCAGCUUCGUUUCGAGGCGAGCAUAAACAGAGUGAAGGUCUCCCAGGCAGCUGCAGACCUCCAACAGUUUUGCAUGCAGAACGCCUUGCAGGACCCUCUGCUUACCGGUGUGUCCUCCAGCACCAACCCCUUCAGGCCGCAGAAAGUCUGCUCCUUCUUGUGAAAACCACUGUGCUCAUCGGCCUUCAUUUUGAUGCUACAGG